Molecule: messenger RNA, 970 nt
Organism: Daphnia carinata
Lineage: Eukaryota; Metazoa; Arthropoda; Branchiopoda; Diplostraca; Daphniidae
Exons: 5
Coding region: 1-672 (223 amino acids)
Molecular function (GO): protein binding
Source: RefSeq, a predicted model, not a curated record
AUGCCAGUGAAAAAAAAUAGAUGUCGCUGUAAAGCAAGCUUGCUCGACAAACGAACGAAAUGUAACUUGUCUUCUUUUUACCUUAUUUAUUGCAAACAAGGCUUAGAGGUGGAGAAUGUCACGUCUACUGAUGAUACUAUUUCGGUUACAUCACGUGCCGAAGAAAUCAAUCCGUCAACCCCCUUCACAACAGAUUUCACGCAACUUGAAAAUAAUUCAACACCACAUUCCAAUGAAAACGUGCCCUACGUCACAGACAAAAUACCUACGGCAUCGUCGCCCAAGCUUUCACCGCUUCAAUGCAUUCCACGUAACAAGGCCUUCUGCAGCAAUCACCACAAUUACACUUACACCUUUUAUCCAAAUUUUGCGGGAGACAAGUCCGAACAUGAUUUCAACGCUAGCUGGGCAUUCUACCAGACGAUCAUAGAUUCCCAGUGUCACCCUAUGAUUGAAAAAUUUAUCUGCCUAGCAGUGCAACCUGAAUGUCGCCCAGAUGGCAAAAGCAUAGGCCUCUCUCGUAAGCUUUGCCACGAAAUUGUAAACGACUGCGAUCCUUAUUUCUGGUCUGCAUUGGAAAAAGAGAGAAUCAUGUUGAAUUGCGACGGGCUGCAUGUUGACUCGACCGAUCAGAAUCUGCGCCAGAGUUCGGGGCUCAACACUCCAAGCUAGACGUUGGUUUCGAAAUCUAGGCUUUAGAUUAGUUCUUGACCAUUACGGGAAAGAAAAAAUUUUCAAUUUCAAUGAAGAAAUUAUCAUUUCAAUGACACACGAAGAGAAGACAAGUAUGUGACUUCCAAGUAGCGAAACUUGGAACGAAAGGGUACUUGAUAACAUUCCCGCCUUAAUUGAUUUUCACGUCUUCCCCCACCCAAAGUAUGGGGGACGUCGUUUCCAUGAUGUCGGUCGCUGUAGAAAUGGCGCCAAAAGUUUUCGUCUGUUUUUGAAAAUAUACAUUCACUUUACCCAA